UCCUCCCACCCAUAUAAUCACUGUUAAUGGCAAGGAGUGUAUAAACUUUGCAUCGUUUAACUUUCUUGGACUUUUGGAUAAUGAAAAGGUUAAGAGUGCGGCCCAGGCAUCCCUGAAGAAAUACGGUGUUGGUACUUGUGGACCUAGAGGAUUCUAUGGUACUUUUGAUGUGCACUUAGAAUUAGAAGAACGACUAGCAAAAUUCAUGAGGACAGAGGAAGCUAUUAUAUACUCAUAUGGAUUUGCAACAAUUGCCAGUGCUAUUCCUGCAUAUUCGAAAAGAGGGGACAUUGUGUUUGUAGAUGAAGCUGCCUGCUUUGCUAUUCAGAAGGGAUUACAAGCAUCUCGUAGUAACAUCAAGUUAUUUAAGCAUAAUGAUAUGGCUGACCUUGAACGACUGUUGAAAGAACAAGAGACUGAAGAUCAAAAGAAUCCUCGCAAGGCCCGUGUAACUCGAAGGUUUAUUGUAGUGGAAGGAUUGUAUAUGAACACAGGAGAUGUUUGCCCUCUUCCAGAAUUGGUAAAAUUGAAGUAUAAAUACAAAGUUAGAAUAUUUUUGGAGGAGAGCCUUUCCUUUGGAGUCCUUGGAGAACACGGAAGAGGAAUUACUGAACACUUUGGAAUAAAUAUUGAUGAUAUAGAUCUUAUUAGUGCAAAUAUGGAAAAUUCACUGGCUUCUAUUGGAGGAUUUUGCUGUGGAAGAUCUUUUAUUAUUGACCAUCAGCGAUUGUCUGGUCAAGGCUACUGCUUUUCUGCAUCCCUACCUCCUUUGUUAGCUGCUGCUGCUAUUGAGGCUCUGAAUAUUAUGGAAGAUAAUCCAGACAUUUUUCAGACUCUCCGGGCUAAAUGCGAACGAAUUCACAAAGCUUUACAGGGGAUUUCUGGCUUAAAAGUAGUGGGAGAAUCUUUUUCUCCAGCGUUGCACCUACAGUUGGAAGAGAGCUGUGGAUCUCGAGAAGAUGAUGUGAAGUUACUCAAAAGAGUUGUGGAUUAUUGCAUGAAUAGUGGUAUUGCAUUAACUCAGGCCCGCUAUCUGGAGAAAGAAGAAAAAUGUCUUCCUCCACCCAGCAUUCGAGUAGUGAUAACAGUGGAACAAACAGAACAAGAACUGGACAAAACUGCAUCACUUCUUAAGGAAGCUGCACAGUCUGUGUUGAAUUAGACUGCUGUUUGGAUUCCUCUUUCCCCAAAUUAUCAGGAUAAGUUUUUUACACUGUAUAGUGACUUCACUUCAGAUAUGCAAGUUCUUCCACUGAUGGCAUUGAAACCUGACUGAGUAACAAGAUUGUUCCAGAAUGGUACAAAUGCAGUGAGGGGAAGAAUACUGAAUUUUGGAACUGGUG
Fulmarus glacialis (Northern fulmar) is the source of this 1343-nucleotide messenger RNA. It is a transcript of the gene SPTLC1, whose product is annotated as serine palmitoyltransferase, long chain base subunit 1. NCBI's taxonomy places the organism in Eukaryota, Metazoa, Chordata, Aves, Procellariiformes, Procellariidae. Gene Ontology annotation, cellular component: endoplasmic reticulum. The record is from RefSeq and is a predicted model, not a curated record. Gene Ontology annotation, biological process: sphingosine biosynthetic process; ceramide biosynthetic process. The transcript has 12 exons. The annotation marks the transcript as partial. Gene Ontology annotation, molecular function: pyridoxal phosphate binding; serine C-palmitoyltransferase activity.